AUGUACUGUGAAAAAGAUUCACUCCACUCACUCGCAACUGAACUACACGAGCUGACGGCCACUUUGGAAUCUACCCUUGCUCAAAAUGACCAUCCCCGGCCUUCACUGGGGGUGGACGGACCCUCUGACUAUCCAUUCAUGGACUCCGACCACGCAAAUUUUGCGCAGAUGCGGUACGAUAUAGUUGAUAAGGCGCGAAAAGUUGCCUCCCUUGCCCUGGGCCCAAGAGAGUCCAUGUUACAUCUUGCCUUUAGCUUCCAAGAUUAUUUCUGCCUGGCGGUGAUUCAGCGAUAUUCCUUGGCGAAGAUGGUUCCUCUAAAUACGUCAGUAGAAUAUUCCAACAUUGCGGAGGUCGCCUCUUUGUCUGAACGCCAGGUACGAAGCGUGAUGCAACAUGCUAUCGCAAAUGGUAUAUUCUGUGAGCCAGCUGCGGGUUAUGUCACCCACAAUGCGCUGUCAAAACUUUUGUUGGAACCCGGCCUCGAUUCCUUAGUUGGUCACUUCGUUGAUGAAGCAUGGACAGCGCAGCCAAGUAUCCUGGAGGCCUGGAAGCGCUUUCCAAGCGCCAGUGAACCCAGAGAGACGGGAUUCGCGCUUUCGGUUGGAGAUGGAAAGAGCUUAUUUGAUUAUUUUGCUAGUCAUGAGGCUUCUAGAGAUCGCUUCAGUCUCGCCAUGUCAGCUUUGACAACUGGGGGUGGAUUAUCCCCGAACUUCGUUGUAGAGAACUACGAAUGGAGCGAGCUUCCAGAGGGAGCGAUAAUAGUCGAUGUCGGAGGGGCCGAUGGUACCUUGGCUGUGGCAUUGGCCAAUCAGUUCCACCAUUUAAACUUCAUAGUACAAGAUCUGCCCGGAGUUGUGCACACUAAUACAGCGGCGCUCCCAGCAAACUUGCAGAGCCGCGUUACCCUUCAAGACCACGAUUUCUUCGCCCCACAGCGUGUUCAAGCAGACGUCUACAUCCUCCGCCAUAUUCUACACGACUGGCCUGACAAAUAUUGCAUCAUUAUUUUACGUCAUUUGAUCGCUGCAAUGAAGCCUUCGUCAAGAAUAGUUGUUUGCGACACCGUCAUGGUGGAGCCAGCAGAGACCAGUGCGGAGCAGUUUUGGAUGAGAAGUGCUAUGAAUCUUCAAAUGCUGACCAUGUUCAAUGCGAAAGAGCGUACUCUCCAUGAAUGGAAAUCGCUUCUCGAGCAAGCCGACCGCCGACUGCACAUCAAGUCUGUGAUCACCCCGGUAGGUAGCCAAGACAGCAUUCUGGAAAUUGCACUUUUGCAAUAA
This is a messenger RNA of Penicillium lagena, 1278 nucleotides long. RefSeq names its product S-adenosyl-L-methionine-dependent methyltransferase. The record is from RefSeq and is a predicted model, not a curated record. The transcript has 4 exons. Gene Ontology annotation, molecular function: O-methyltransferase activity. Bases 1 to 1278 code for a protein of 425 amino acids. Lineage: Eukaryota; Fungi; Ascomycota; Eurotiomycetes; Eurotiales; Aspergillaceae.